This is a messenger RNA of Spirometra erinaceieuropaei, 1696 nucleotides long. The record is from the annotation of a GenBank genome assembly. Lineage: Eukaryota; Metazoa; Platyhelminthes; Cestoda; Diphyllobothriidea; Diphyllobothriidae.
AUGCGCUGGAUCAACACGGGGGCCACAUCGGACUUUGGCAGGCGUUAUCUGUGCGCAAUAACAAAUGCCAACAUUCCCGGGGUGCGCUGGCGGACCCUGUUGUCGGCAUUCGUCGCACAACUGGACCACUGCCUCCACCCCAUUGUUUUGUGGUCAAAUCCUGGUCUUGGUGUGUGCACCAGGGGUGCGGAGUGGAGCGCCAAGGCGAAGACCCGUCCGAGCCAUCCACCUGCGGCCUCCCCCGUCUCCGGUUUUCUUGAAUCUGCCUUGACACCGGGUCCAGGCGGGGGAGGAGGAGAGAGUGUAGGUAGAUGCUACGCAAGUCUACUGGCACUAUAAACCCCUGCGUAAGUCACCGUCCCUGCUCCCACAAUGCAGUCUGUGGGGCACACGGUGGUCAUCGUCGAAAUCGACGGACGAACUGUCGUGUGUGUGUGUGUGUGUGUGUGUAUGUGUGUGUGUGGGGUGUAGGGGUGUCAGCGGUGGGUCCACGUGAUGGACGUAGUGGUCGCUCACUUGCUUGCCGGUGAGACUACGCCUAGCGUCCAUUUGCUGGCACCCAACUCUCACCUGUGGCUCCACGUAGCUGGGCUCUGCUCAGCGGCCACACCCCGGGCAACCGUCUCGACCGACGGGCUAAACCAGGUGAGGGUAUCCGUGCGGGCACCUGCACGCGCGGUACUGUGGUCUGCGCUGGCCGGAUGGAUCUUCGCGUCGACAUCGUCGAGACGAGGCUCUGCCUGGACCAUCGCAGGAGGCCACCAGGUAAGUUUCCCCUCAGGUAAGUGCGCUUGCUUUGUUUCUUCCUUUGUCUGUUGAAGUCCCGCGUCGUACGCUGCGCUUGCUGCCUGCCCUUUAUAUGCUAGUCUGUCUGUCAAUAGCUAAACGACACCCUCGAUGCCUGCUGCGAUUGUCUGUCCGUCAGUCUAUGCCACUCUCUACUAAUAGCUAGGUGUUACGGUGCUUGACUUUGUGUGGUGCCCUCACUUUGUCUCUGACUGAUGACUGUGUCCGCUUGUCCACUUUAGUUCUAAGUCUCCUAGCGUUAGUUAGUGUGUAUGCUCUCUCAUACUUCACUCCAUCACAUCAUCACCUCACCACCAAGGUCCCAGGCUAAUUCGGGUCGUUCUCUCACUAACAAAAAGUCGUGGCCCAUAGUGGAGUCCGGCAGCCGUCUGGGAUAACCGGGCAGCCCUGUUCAGGGAUGCGUUUCCUGCCCCCGCGAGGGGGAGGGGGCUAGAAAAGGUGCCCUAAAGAUCGCUGGGAACCACGCUGUCUGUAGGCUGGCCGUGGCCGCAGACAAAAAACACACGGUCGAAACAGCCAAAACCGAAACAACAACAACAAUCACUCUCUUUCUCUUCCAGCCUAUUCUUCUUCUUCUCCUACUCCUACUUUUCGCCGCCGCAGUCGCCAGACUGGCAGGGUGAGCCCGCUCACUCUGGCAGCCUGGAAUGUUCGUUCCCUUUUAGACAAUCCGAGGAGCAACCGACCGGAACGGAGGACGGCGCUAGUGGCACGAGAACUGGCGCGCUACAAGGUGGACAUCGCCGCACUCAGCGAGACCCGAUUCUCCGAACAAGGCCAACAGGAGGAGGUGGGUGCCGGCUACACCUUCUUCUGGAGUGGUCGACCCAAGGCAGAGCGACGAGACGCGGGUGUCGCCUUCGCCAUCCGGACCGACAUCGUGGGAUGA